Chelmon rostratus (copperband butterflyfish) is the source of this 2406-nucleotide messenger RNA. It is a transcript of the gene casq2, whose product is annotated as calsequestrin 2. Gene Ontology annotation, cellular component: sarcoplasmic reticulum lumen. Bases 255 to 1589 code for a protein of 444 amino acids. Gene Ontology annotation, biological process: regulation of cardiac muscle contraction by regulation of the release of sequestered calcium ion. Lineage: Eukaryota; Metazoa; Chordata; Actinopteri; Chaetodontiformes; Chaetodontidae. The transcript is spliced from 11 exons. The record is from RefSeq and is a predicted model, not a curated record. Gene Ontology annotation, molecular function: calcium ion binding.
AAGGCGUGAAGGAAUAAUCGCAGUGGGAGAAAAGAGUUGCUGGGUCCUGAAGAUGCUUGCAGAAGUUGGAUUUCUCUGCACAGCUUGGGAUGCUUGAGAACUGCCAGUGACGGACCAAAUUUACCUCUAAAACUUUCUGCAGCAUUUCCUACAUCUCCCUACCCCGAUCACAGGGCAUAGGUGACCUUUUCGAUUGCACAGUUUUAAACUAAAACCAAACUCUGACUUUCGGGGGUGUGUGGGUGCUACGGACCAUGCUCUCCCUGUGGUUGUUCCUGCUCCCUCUGCUGAGCCUCGUGCCUCUUGCCCCGGCCGAGAAGGGCCUGGAGUUUCCACAGUAUGACGGGAAAGACCGGGUCAUAGAUAUCAAUGACAAGAACUACAAGAAAGCCUUGAAGAAGCACAGCAUGGCGUGCCUGUUCUACCACGGGCCCAUACCGGACAGCAAGGAGCAGCAAAAACAACACCAGAUGACUGAGUUGGUGUUGGAGCUUGUAGCUCAGGUUGUGGAAGAGAAGGACAUUGGGUUUGGAAUGGUCGACUCCCACAAAGAUGCAAAGGUGGCAAAGAAACUGGGCCUGGAGGAGGAGGGCAGCGUGUAUGUUUUUAAGGAUGAUCGGGUGAUAGAGUUUGACGGCUUGCUCUCUGCUAACACCCUGGUGGAGUUCUUGUUGGACCUGUUGGAGGAGCCGGUGGAGUUGAUAGGAAAUGCUCUGGAGCUCAGAGCCUUUGAUAGGAUGGAGGAAGACAUUCGCCUCAUUGGUUACUUCAAAAGCGAGGACUCUGAACACUAUGAAGCAUUUAAAGAAGCUGCAGAGCACUUCCAGCCCUACAUUAAGUUCUUUGCCACGUUUGAGAAAUCUGUGGCCAAGGAGCUGACUCUGAAGCUGAACGAGGUCGAUUUCUACGAGCCCUUCAUGGAGGAGCCGGUCACCAUCCCUGGCAAGCCUCACUCCGAGGAGGAUCUGGUGGAAUUCAUAACUGAACACAGACGGCCAACUCUGAGAAAGCUACGUGCAGAGGAUAUGUUUGAGACCUGGGAGGAUGAUAUCGAAGGCAUCCACAUAGUGGCUUUUGCAGAGGAGGAGGACCCCGAUGGUUAUGAGUUCUUGGAGAUCCUGAAGGAGGUGGCCAGAGACAACACCCACCUCCCUGACCUUAGCAUCAUCUGGAUUGACCCUGAUGAUUUUCCUUUGCUGAUCCCCUACUGGGAGAAGACCUUCAAGGUGGACCUGUUCCGACCACAGAUUGGAGUUGUCAAUGUUACAGAUGCUGACAGCGUGUGGAUGGAGAUGGACGAUGAGGAGGAUCUGCCCACCCCCCAGGAGCUGGAGGACUGGAUCGAAGAUGUGCUCUCCGGCAAAGUCAACACUGAGGAUGAUGAUGAUGAUGAUGAAGAAGAUGAUGAUGAUGACGAUGAUGACGAUGAUGACGAUGAUGAUGACGAUGACAACGACAACGAUGAUGAAGAUGGUGACGAUAAUGAUAAAGAGGAUGAUGGUGAUGAUGACGAUGAAGAGGAUGAUGAUGAUGAUGACGAUGACGACGACAAUGAUGAUGACGAUGACGAUGAUGAUGACGAUGAGUAAUCCAUAGCCUGAGAAUAGUAAAUGUUGACUCUUCACUUUUUGCUCUUCAGGCCUUAAGUGUAACACGGAUUUCAGACACUGUACAUUAAAAUCACUUUUCACUUAGAAGUAAUUCCAAAUUUUUACUGAAUAUGUGUUCGCUAAUAAUAAGACGACUAUUUAAUAUCAAAAAAUGUUUUGACAAUGUAAAUAAGCCUGGAGUGGGUUUGGGGAUUUAAAAUAAAAGAUAUAUGAACUUAAAUGUCUGGAUCAGACAUUUACCUCACGUUACACAUGACAUUCAUUUAUAUUUCUGGAUAUAUAAAUGGCUGUUAAUAAUAAAAAGACUGUGGAUGUCAACUAUUACUGUCAUCACUUCUUACAUCACUUUUUAUUUUAAAUCUCAGUCUUCAAGUGAAACACUGCUCACAUACUAUACAUGUGUACAUGAGUAUAUUUACUCUAAUACUGUGUCGACUUUUCAGAUUAAGAUUUUGGCUUGUGACUCCAACAAAAAGCAAUAUCUAGUCAUACAUAUAUAUAUAAAUACAAACUUUAGUGAGGAAACUUUUUCUUUCUUGUGCCCCUUUAAUCAUUUCAUGGCUCCUCUGUGUCACAUCUGUUAGAAGAAGUGGUUUAACUUUUAUACUGUGGGUAUAUUUUGCUGAUGACAUACUUCUUUACUUUUACUUAACAUGUUGAAUGCAGGACUUGAAAUUGUAAUGGAGUAUUUUACAUUGCUGUGUUGGCAAUUUAACUUAGUAAAGGAUUUGAGUGCUUUUUCCAUCACUGAGUGGCACUUUCAAAACCUAAUUUCUUUUACUUAUAACCUGUUCCA